Daphnia pulicaria is the source of this 4718-nucleotide messenger RNA. Its product is annotated as inactive tyrosine-protein kinase transmembrane receptor ROR1-like. NCBI's taxonomy places the organism in Eukaryota, Metazoa, Arthropoda, Branchiopoda, Diplostraca, Daphniidae. Gene Ontology annotation, biological process: protein phosphorylation; positive regulation of kinase activity; multicellular organism development. The record is from RefSeq and is a predicted model, not a curated record. Gene Ontology annotation, molecular function: protein binding; transmembrane receptor protein tyrosine kinase activity; ATP binding. Bases 886 to 4278 code for a protein of 1130 amino acids. The transcript has 18 exons. Gene Ontology annotation, cellular component: signaling receptor complex; membrane.
CUGGGCUCGUCUCUCGACCCGUGUGGAAGUCCCGUCGCGCGCUCCCUCUCGUCGCCGCUUUCUCUCUCGAUAGUUUCGUGUUUACCUGUCCGAGUGUCUAUGAAAUACUUCACCGUUUCUGUACCAUCAGACAAACAGUCCCAUCCAUUCCGGUUCAAAAGUUGGGCAGUUUCCGUCGACGGAAAUCGCCGCUCGAGUCAUCUCGUAAAUCAAAAAUCAGAAAAAUUGUUAUAAUAAGAGAGCGACUAUCAGGAUAAUUGUUGCCGUGAGCGCACGCCCGCCUCUGAGUGUCUGUCAGUGUCGUCUUAUGCGUGAUGGUUACAGUCUGUCGAGAGUUUUUCAAAACGAAAAAGGGAGAAAAAGAAGUUACUGUGCUGUCAUCGUCAGCCAAUCAAGCUGCGAGUUUUCUUAACGAGCUUGGCCGGAGUCUGUGUCGCAUCGUUACCGCGCCACAGUUCCCGACGACGACAACAACAACAACAACAGCACAACAGUAGCAACGAAACAGCGGCAGCAGCAGCUAGUAUUAGCUAUAUAGUAUUUCUCUCCCUAGACCGCCGGGCCCAAAAGUGAGUGUGCGUCUGUACGUAUAUGCGCUGAUCAGAGCGACUGGUCUGGCGUUGAAGGCUCGUCAUAAUGACUUGUCGAUGACCUUUGACACAGACUGAAGCAGCAACAGUGAUUGUGUGUGGACCGAUGGUGAUUGAUUGAACUAGGUAAUUGAAUUGUGCCUUGCUUUAUCUCUGGCCUGACACGAAACAAACAAAUCAAUAACACAGACAGACAGAUACAAACAACGUUUCACCGUACAAGGAAGACAAGAACAAAAAAAUAGAAAGAAACAAAAAAACAAAGUAAACGGAAACCAAAUAGGCGGAAAACAAAAUGAGGAUAUCGACUAGUUAUUUCGCCGUCUUUUUCGUCGCCAUCGCUUUCCGGUGGUGUUGUUUUGCCACCGUCUUCGGCGGCGUACCUAUUUUCGAUGAAAACGUGUGGGCGCACGGUUUAGUGCCGGGCCAUUCGGAUUCGUCGGCCGGGGGAGCGCCGGCUGUCGAGGAUUACGACUACGACGGCAGCUACGAUUACGACGGCAAUCCCAAGACGAGCGCCUCCGCCAACUCGACAAGGAGCACUAGUUCCAGACCGCUGGCCAGCAGCUCGACGACAGAGGCGCCACCCGACAAACCAGGCACUCUCCGGAUGUUGAAAUCAUUGAGCAACACGACUCGCGAGAGUGGUGAAAGUGUCAAACUGCGGUGCGAGGUGUCGGGCGACCCGCCACCAAACCGCUUCCGCUGGUACAAAAACGAAGCGCCCGUCCUGGAGGAGAAAGGCCGGGUGGUCGUCCGAAAGUAUCGCACCGGAUCGUCCAUCCACGGCAGCAGACUGCGCAUCUCUGACGUCGACACCCACGACACUGGCUACUACAAAUGCGAAGCCUCCAACGGCAAAGAACGCGUCGAGUCCACCGGCAUCGUCAUCGUCCGUAUGGGCACGCCAGUGGGUCAAUCGGGUCCAGUACCAUCUUCACCCAACUUUCAGCAGCCAUCCUUCCCGUCUUUCGGGGGAGUUCCCGUCAGUUUGCCCGGACUGCCCAAGGAUUUCGUGCCCAAAGAUCCCAAACUCCUACUUCCCAAAGAUUUCCAGCCGAACAAAGAGUUUCAUCCGAAAAUCGGCCACGAAGAUGAAGACGAAGAUGACGACCAUGGCGACGGUGACGAAGGCGACGACGAUGUUGAUCACCCCAAUUCGUUUCCGUCGAUGCCAGGCUCCUUGCCACGCACCAACGUUGGACACGGACAAGGUCCGCUAGAAGGAUUCUGUCAAGUGUACCGCGGAGCAACGUGUUCCAAGUUUCUAGCCAAUCGCACCAUUUUCGUCCAGUCGUCUCUGACGCAAGGCAUCGUCGAGGAAAAAUUAGCGGCCGCUUUCACCGUUAUCGCACAUUCUGGGGAUCUGUCGCAAAGUUGUGCUGAAUUCGCCGUGCCGUCGCUCUGCUUCGCCGCCUUUCCGCUCUGCGACGACCAGGGGGGUAAACCCGUGCCCCGUCAGCUCUGCCGUGAUGAGUGCGAGGUAUUGGAAAACGACAUCUGCCGGAUGGAAUAUGCCGUCGCCAAGCAACAUCCGCUUAUCGGAGAACAGGUCAUGCUUCCUGAUUGUGAAAAGCUGCCGCCAAUAGGGUCCAAGGGCAGUGAGACGUGUUUCCGUAUUGGAAUUCCUCACAUGGCUCAAAUUGUGGAAGAACAAAGCUGUUACAAUGAAGAUGGCCGUGAUUACCGCGGAAUUGCGAGCCGCACGACCAGUAAGCAAGACUGCCUGCCAUGGAACCGCCAAGCGGCUGUGAAAUCUGCCGACCAUUCUGAGCUAAUCGGUGGCCACAAUUAUUGCCGUAAUCCGGGUGGUGUCGAGGUCCAACCUUGGUGUUUCGUUGCCGGAGUGGAAGGACCAAACUCUCGUCCACGCAGAGAAUUUUGUUCUUUGCCCAAAUGCUCUAUGGGUUACGAUAUCAACUGGCUGUACAUAAUUAUUCCUGCCGCCGCCGUCGGAUUACUUGUGAUUGUCAUUCUCGUCGUCUGCUGCGUCCGCCGAUCGAAAUGCAAAGCCAAAAACUCAUCGGUAAUGAUCAAGGGACCGUACAGCUGUGGCGCUCCCAUACCCAAUGGGGCCGGAUCCAACAUGGCCCGUUUGGCUGGCGUUGGCGGCCAGUCUAAUCAGCAAAUGGAGAUGAAUGCCCUUUUGCCACCAAGUAGCAAUAGCAUGGUUUCGACUUUGCAAGGACAGUCGACACCCAGCCGCAUUCAUGUCCCGGAGAUCUCUUUACACGCUGUGCGGUUCCAGCACGAUCUCGGAGAAGGAGCUUUUGGCAAAGUGUACAAGGGAGAGCUAAUGCACAGCGAGGCGGGAUCGUCCCAUCGAGGCUACGCCAACGAUCAUCUGAUAAGUCCCGGUGGUGUGAUGCCCAUUGCCAUCAAGACGCUGAAAGCAAACGCUUCGGUGAAAACCCAGCAAGAUUUUCGCCGUGAAGUGGAGCUCAUGUCUGAAUUGCGUCAUCCCAAUAUCGUAUGUCUAUUAGGAGUCGUCACACGGGAUCAACCGCAAUGCAUGCUGUUUGAAUACAUGGCGCAGGGAGAUCUCCAUGAAUUUUUGGUAGCUCACUCACCGGCUGGCGAUGGUUCGGUCUCCGGAAUUGGUGCUGGAAGUGACGAUGGAACAGCGAGUACGCUGGAACAAUCGGAUUUCCUAUACAUUGCGAUUCAGAUCGCUGCCGGAAUGGAGUAUCUAGCUAGCCAUCACUACGUCCAUCGUGACUUGGCAGCAAGAAACUGUUUGAUUAGUGACAACCUGAUUGUGAAAAUAUCCGAUUUUGGUCUGUCUCGAGACAUUUACUCGUCUGAUUACUACCGUGUCCAGGGCAAAUCAAUGUUGCCUGUUCGUUGGAUGCCACCAGAAGCUAUUCUAUACGGAAAAUUCACAAUUGAAUCAGAUGUUUGGAGCUUCGGCGUUGUCCUCUGGGAAAUCUACAGUUUUGCAUUACAGCCGUAUUAUGGAUACAAUAACCAAGAUGUCAUCGACAUGGUGCGUUCUAGACAGCUACUCUCUUGCCCAUCAGAAUGCCCGUCACGAAUUUAUUCCUUGAUGAUCGAGUGCUGGUCUGAAGUUCCUCUGAGGAGGCCCACAUUCACAGAAGUUCACAACAGAUUGCGUUCGUGGGAAGGACUGGCAUCAGUUGGAGCUCCCAGCAGUUCCAUUGGAGGACCACCACCAAUCCCGGCUACUUUACCUCCCACCAAUGGAGCUAUGCUCACAAGCAGGAGUCAUUCAGGAAGCCACAGCGGAUCACAGCAUUCAAGUACUGGUCCGAGCAACAAUACGGGAUCAACAAAUUUAAGUGGAGCUUCAGUUCAUCCAAUCAUAAGUGGUGGAAACUUUUAUCACCAGCCGGGAGCGCCUUACUCCCGAGGUCCCGUUAUGAGUCCCGUGCCAAGCGUUGGAGGGAAUAGCGCCAGUUCUACGUACGGCGGCACAUCUAGUGUCACAUCCAGCCUCGGAUGUCAUCCAGCGCACCAACCACAACAUCAACAACAACAAUAUCCAGUAUGCUACGCUCAGAGCAUCGUACCGGGUUUUCACUCAGCGAAUGGCAUCCGACCAAGUGGACCACCUUCUGUCAUACUUCACGGUUCCAGUAAUGGCAAUAACGGAUGGGUGGGUCGUUUCAAUACGUCCAAUGCUGCUUACAGCGGAAGCUCUGAUGGCGGGAAAAUCUGUAAUCUCUAAAGAUCAUAGUAAAAUAACAAAUGACCCAACUUUGUCUCAGUGAAACGUUGACGAAUUCGGCACAAGUUUACGGAGAAAAGAAAGAACUAGUCCCCUACAUUAUUUUAAGGAGAAGGAAACAACACAGCAGCAAAAUAUGGCUGCCCUAUCUACUCGUAUUUAUGUACAGAUCGGACUAAAAGUGUUUUGUCUUUUUUUUUUCAUCGGUACGAACUUUGGUUACCAUAUAUUGUGCAGACAACUGUUUUCUACUAUUUUAUUUUCUAAUAUCGGUCAUAUCUAAAAAAAAAAAUGCAUUCGCGUACGAUAACGGCUGUGUCGGCCGUUGUCGUUGCCCAAGUUUAACCUGUUCAGUUCUAUCGUAACACUUGCUGUAAAAUUACCGCUGCUCCCAAUGUUUGUAAUAGAUUGCACAAGAGCCUAUAAAAGCUUGCCCUCUU